CGCAACUACCGUACUACCAAUGAGGUUGCUAUGUGGUUACUGGUUAGUUCGAACCAUUUAAGACCAUGCUAUAAAAAGGGCAGUUUCAAAAUCCAUCGCGGGAUUAAUUGUUUUUGGCGUCAGGCAGCUCAGCUCAUGUUCUUUCUUUUUGAUCCGACGAUUUCAGUAUGAACAGUAGUACCAGAGGAUACAAUAAUGGCAGCAAGUGAAAGACUUGUUUUCGUUUUGUGGUUGAUCAUUUGCGUAAGAACACGCACUUACGGCGAAUCUUCGACGUGCCUGACGGUGUACGAAGAAGGCGGUGCCCCGGCGGUGUUUCAAUCUCCGAAAUGCCCUCGCUGGCAACUUCCGAGCUACGGUUCCAAACGGCGGUAUCAAUCUCCCACAGCCGCUUGUCAGACGGCACUGCAUCAAGGUCGUCGCAAGCAGCAGGAAGAUCGCGCCAUCUGUGUUCUAGAUAUCCACGUUCCUUUCCCCGGCCAAAAUGGUAUCACGGAGGUGACAGUUGGUAUUAUUGGAGUGUUUGAUGGCCAUAAGGGUGCUGAAGCAAGUGAAAUGACCUCAAAAUUAUUACUUGAGUACUUUACAGUACAUAUGUUCUUUCUUCUUGAUACAACCUUUUCUAUCCUAUUGAGGAAGCUGAGGGGAUGGCUGCCAAAUGGAAGAGGGAAUAAUAAUGUAUUUCAGAACCUGAAAUGGGAUGAAGAAUUGGGUCAUCAUCAGUUGAAAUUUGGGCGGUUUAAGCUGAGUUUGUCAUCAAUCUUUGAUGAAUCCUUUCCGUUACAAAUAUUCAAGGAGGCAGUGCUAAGAGCAAUUAGCGAUAUCGAUUCCUCAUUUUCAAGGGAUGCUUUCAGAAACAACUUAGGUUCUGGAUGUACUGCCACAGUUAUACUUUUGGCAGUAAAUCAAAUUUUUGUGGCCAACAUUGGUGAUUCAAAGGCAUUUUUGUGCUCUGAGGAGUACAAAAAUUCAACAGAGGCUCGAGCUGCAUUAUUGAGGAUGUAUCGGCAGACAAAGAUUGGUGGGAUUUUUCAGCCCUUCAGAAAUUAUCGCACAUUUGAAUCAGUAGCUUCUGACGGAUGGUCUUUUUUUACUGCUAAGGAGUUGACUCAAGAUCACCACCCAGACAGGGAUGAUGAAAGGUCUAGAGUAGAAUCUGCUGGGGGGCAUGUUUCUAAAUGGGGUGGUGUAGCUCGGGUUAAUGGUCAGUUGGCUGUUUCCAGAGCAAUCGGAGAUGUCGACCUGAAAAGUUAUGGUGUUAUAUCUGUUCCUGAGAUCACCGACUGGCACCCUUUGACAACAAAUGACAGUUACUUGGUGGCUGCAUCUGAUGGUGUUUUUGAACAGCUAAGCCCACAGGAUGUCUGUGACAUAUUGUCGAACUUACAUGCAGAUAUCACUGUUAAACCAGAACUAAAUUCUUCUUGCAUGUAUUCAUUAGCAGAGUGCAUAGUAAAUGCUGCUUUUGAAAAGGGAAGUACUGAUAAUAUGGCCGCCAUAAUACUCCCAUUUAAGUUUAGAGUGCCUUUGAAAACUCUGCCUGAUGAAAACUGUGAUGGAUUUGGUAUAUCUGGUUGCUCAGCUUCAGGACAAGAGGGUUAUUCCAUCACACAGUCAAAACUUGCAGAAAUGAAACAUGCCCAUCCCGCUGUUACCAACCUUGAUAGAUUAUUGGUUGCAGGAAGAGACGUAUGUUUUUAUCUGUCUGAGAACCUAGAUGAAUAUGAUGAAAACACAUUCUGGAUCCAAAAAGAUAUCUGGGAAUAUCCAUAUGGACUAGAGCAUGCACUGCCUGAAAGGCCCGGUUACAGUUCAGGCGAAUCACUGGAUUUGUAUAACGAUCAUCAUUUGUGCUUAAACUUUGGGAUGAACUUUGGCGGGAGUAAUGAUCAGUGCAUAAAUCCUGAAGGUUUUGCUAGGUUCAUUGGAUUGCUUGAAUCAAUCCCAUUUAAUGAUACAUUUCCAAGUGAGCAUGCAAGGAUAGACUCAAGGUACAUACUAAAAAAAAGAUAUGGUCAUGGAUCAUAUGGAGAAGUAUGGAUGGCUUUUCGCUGGAAUUGUUCUCAUUCCAACAAGUCUUCAGAAAGAAAAACUCCAUCCUUUUCUGAUGAUUGUGAUACUGGCUCCUCUGGUUACAAAAAGUUUAUUUUGAAGCGCAUAAUGGUGGAGAAAGGGGCAGCUGUAUAUCUAAGUGGGCUAAGGGAGAAGCAUUUUGGAGAACUUUUCUUGAAUGCAUCUGCUUUACUAGGAGGUCCACUGCCAGGUAGAGGAUCCUAUUAUUUCUCAAAAGAUACAUAUUUAGAGUCACAUAGACAUUUAGUAGAAGGUAACUUAACCGAUCUGGAAAUGGGUGAAACUUUUGAGAAUAUUUAUGGUGGAAGAACUGAUCUGAUGCAAUCUACCUAUGAAGACGGACUUGAUCACAUAGCUAGAUAUGUAGAAUCUUUUGAGUCUCGAUCUAAUGAAAUAUGGCUUGUGUUCCGUCAUGAGGGAGUAUCCUUGUCAAAGAUAUUGUAUACAGCAGAAGUAGUAAGUAAUGCAGAAGGGAUGACGAAUGAACAAGCAAAAAAUGUUCAGAUCUUGCACCCAUCAAAAUGGUGGCACUGGUUGAAGACAACAGAAGCAGGGAAAGAGGAAAUGUGUAACCUUAUAUGGCAGUUGCUCAUGGCACUUAAAUCCUGUCACGAUCGGAAUGUCACGCAUAGAGAUAUUAAACCUGAGAAUAUGGUCAUUUGCUUUGAAGAUAAGGAUUCUGGGAGAUGCUUGGAAGGAUAUCCAAGUGGGGAUAAUAGUCAUGCCACAAAAAUGCGCAUUAUUGACUUUGGGAGUGCACUGGAUGACUUUACAUUGAAGCAUUUGUAUGGUUCUAUUGGGCCUUCAAGGUCCGAGCAAACUUCUGAAUACACUCCACCUGAAGCUUUUCUUAAUGCCAGCUGGUACCAAGGGCCAACUUCAGCAAUUCUGAAGUAUGACAUGUGGAGUGUUGGGGUUGUGAUGCUGGAACUAAUAUUAGGAUCACCAAAUGUGUUCCAGAUAAGUUCUAGGACACGUGCCCUUUUGGAUCAGCACCUAGAAGGGUGGAAUGAAAGCUUAAAGGAGCUCGCAUUCAAACUGAGAUCAUUCAUGGAAUUAUGUAUUCUGAUCCCUGGGAGCUCUUCCAAGCCUCAUCACUCUAGGGCUACAAAUAACCCAGGUUCUGUUUCACCGGCUCCAUGGAAAUGCUCUGAAGAUUUCUUUUUGCGUCAAAUUAGAAACAGAGAUCCUUUAAAAAUAGGGUUUCCAAAUAUAUGGGCUUUGCGAUUAGUACGCCAACUGCUACGUUGGAAUCCUGAGGAUCGACCUAGUGUAGAUGAAGCUCUGAAUCAUCCAUAUUUCUCACAACAUGCUCAUAUCUAUCCUCCUUGCGGUGGUCGUGGAGGAAAGGUUUAAGUUAAUUUGCACCGUGUGUAUAUAUGACGGCCUAUUCACUAAGGUUCAACAUAUUCUUUGUUGGCUACUCUCUGCUUGGCAAGGGUCGACUGUUCGAUGAUUGUGGUAAAGAGAUCAGGAGCUGCUGACUUGCUCUAGUUGUGGACAUCGUAUUAUAUCAUCUAUUAGAAAUAUCAAAUACGUUUAUUUCAUCAUAGGGCAGAGGAAGUGGAAAUGAGUUCUUCGCUUUCCAGGAUAGCCCAGCAAAUAACAACAUGAACACAAAAUUGCGAAAAACAAAAAAGAAGAAGAAGAUGACAGUCUAAGAGACCAAAACUGCAAGUAGUCUUGAGAUUGAAGAUGAACUUGUUCAAAGAAGUGAGCAUGAGAUUGCACUUGGCGCAUGAUGAAAGAGUUAGUGAAAUAAUUGAACACACUAUAAGUUGUAUACAGAGAAGGAUCCUACAAUUGUGAGCUGACUGUAUCUUGCCACCAUCACAAUAUACUCCUUAUGAAACAUGUUAAGAUUGUACUUGAAUUACUUUAACAUGUGAACAAAACUUUAAAAUAACAAUGGUCAACCUUCACUUACUAAUCAACUAAUCAAAAUUUUGGAGUUUUAAAU
This is a messenger RNA of Cuscuta epithymum, 4033 nucleotides long. The record is from the annotation of a GenBank genome assembly. Lineage: Eukaryota; Viridiplantae; Streptophyta; Magnoliopsida; Solanales; Convolvulaceae.